GAGAGAUAAAGCUGCCGGCUGAAUACACUCAGAAGGAUCUGAGUCUGGACGCUGACCUGCAGGUGCUGCUGCCACAGAGACGUGGUCUGGGCCUGUGCUCCACUGCCCUUGUCAGCUACCUCAUCGCCCUUCAUAAUGACCUUGUGUACACCAUGGAAAAACACACCGGAGAGGAGUCUGGUUACACGGUAAGCCCAGCUGACCUGACGGAGAUGCAUGUGAUCCAUUAUGAGUAUGAGCGGGACUUGCUUCCACUGAUACUGUCCAACUGCCAGUACAGCAUGGAGUGCGGACAGGAAACACUGAUGGAGUACGACCUGCCCAAUAUUCAGCAACAGAUCUUCACCCGCUUUCUACAGGGCAAACCUCUCAUAACCCUUAAUGGUAUUCCGACAGUGGUGAACAGACAGGACAGAAUUUAUGAGAUCAUAUUAAUGGAUGUGAAGGGCAAAGUGCCACAAGAGCCGCUGCAGGCUCUUACACAGCACAACCUCGUGAAGGAGCUGCAGUCCUACAGUGAUGUGUGUGAGGCACUGUCUACAGUCGAGCUGGCCCUGGGGUUCCUCGCCAUGACCGGGGGAGAGCCACGGGUGCAGCUGGGCACUUAUUUAGAGGAGGUGCUACAGAUGACUGACAACACCAUUUAUAUACAGCACUGUAUGCUGUACAUCGGGCAGCAGAGGCCGUACAUCGGGCAGCAGAGGCGGUACAUCAGGCAGCAGAGGCGGCAGAGGCGGUACAUCGGGCAGCAGAGGCGGUACAGAGGAGGUACAUCGGGCAGCAGAGGCGGUACAUCGGGCAGCAGAGGCGGUACAGAGGGCAGCAGAGGCGGUACAUCGGGCAGCAGAGGCGGUACAUCGGGCAGCAGAGGCGGUACAUCGGGCAGCAUUCAUUAA
Molecule: messenger RNA, 896 nt
Organism: Sinocyclocheilus grahami
Lineage: Eukaryota; Metazoa; Chordata; Actinopteri; Cypriniformes; Cyprinidae
Product: E3 ubiquitin-protein ligase rnf213-alpha-like
Exons: 5
Biological process (GO): ubiquitin-dependent protein catabolic process; negative regulation of non-canonical Wnt signaling pathway; sprouting angiogenesis
Cellular component (GO): nucleolus; membrane; cytosol
Molecular function (GO): ATP hydrolysis activity; ubiquitin-protein transferase activity
Source: RefSeq, a predicted model, not a curated record